AUGACUGUUUGCAUCGAAUCGAUUAAGUUUUUUCCACAAAUUAGCACAUUUUGCAUGUAGAACAAAAGUUCUUAUAUUUCAGCAUCAAUUACUAUUCGCCUGAAAAGAAUCAGGACUCGUUGCUGUUUUCAGUAGAAUUUUUUAAACAAUGUUUGAUGACCUAUCUUUCUUCAUCACCAUUUUUGAUCUUUAAGAGUGUAUUCAUUGGAAACUUUUGAUGUUUUCUCAUCUCUUAUCACUGCUCCUAGCAUAAAGAUCAAGACACAACAAAACAUCCUGAACAACUAUGUUUAAACGAGUUUUAGAAACAGGAUUAUUGCUACUUAUUGAAUUGGAACAAUAUAAAACAAGCUGUUAUUUUAAAUAAUCUGUUUCGAUAAAGCUGGACGAAUUCGUUUCUGCAUGAUUUCAAGGGUGUUUAUCAUCGUAAAGCUUUAAAUUCGUAGAACACAUUGCGGAAAUAUUCGCUUCAGAUUAAUGAUAAAAAUAACCACAAACUGAUCGCGUGUACUGUUCGUCAAGCAAUCGUGCCCUGAUUGCAAGUAUCAAUGAAUUGGUGCAGCUCUAAUUGGCAGUAGUGCUCACGAUGUCGACAAUGAAAGAUUUUUUCUUGCGGCCCUCAUUUGAUUCGGCCGAAGAAGCUCACCAAUGGGACAAGUUGCAGAAAACUGUCAAUCAAACUAAACAAUUCUACGAAGACUUUGAUCAUCUCGUUCUACACAAGGAUCUAUUUGGCACGUUCUAUUAUUAUUACCUCCAAGAAAUUCGCUUCCGGAUCAUACAGAUUCUAACUGAUUUCACGAUCGUGGAAUGGAGAGAGCCAAAGCCGGAUCGCGAACCGGAUCCAUUCGCGGGGUUUGGUCCACCUGCAAGCAGUAAAGCCGUGGAGAAGGAGAAGGAAUUCAUCAUUCCAGAGCACGGAAUUCGGGUCAAAGGAUACAAGGAAAAGCUUCCCCUCGAAUGCUGUGGCCAGCAGUUCAAAACACUCGAAAUGCUCCGGAAGCAUUACUAUUCGGUGCACGAGAAGCAUUAUUUGCAUGAGGCUACCACCUGUGAGAUCAAGGCUGCUAUCUUGAAAAUGUGUGUCUUCCGACACUUGCUAGAUGAGUUCGUCCGCAGUGGCAUCAAAUCAAAUGGAACAUUAAGCUUUUACUUGUUGAAAAUUCUUAGGAAAAUUAUACCUGUGAUACGAUAUUGAUUGGCCUUGUUAAGUGUAGGUUCAGUGUCACCUAAACUGCAAUAAAUAUUUUGCUUCUUUUUCUUUGUUCACGGAGAUUCUAAAUCUUAAGAUUCAUUCGUGUCCGAAAAUAAAUAUUUAUAAACGAGAA
Molecule: messenger RNA, 1328 nt
Organism: Toxorhynchites rutilus septentrionalis
Lineage: Eukaryota; Metazoa; Arthropoda; Insecta; Diptera; Culicidae
Exons: 3
Coding region: 587-1198 (203 amino acids)
Source: RefSeq, a predicted model, not a curated record